CUGAAUGACUUACAACAGAAUUGGUUUUAGUUUGCUUAUGCAUCGUUUCUUUAACUUCAGAAGAGCCGGUCCCCUCUUCCGUCAGGAUGCUGCUUUCAGAGUUGAAGGAUGUAAAGUAGCACAUGAGGCUGAAGUGCUUAUAAAAUUACACCGAGAUUAAAGGAGCAAAAUCGAUGCUCUUUCAAAGAACUAUUUAGAAAUAGUUACUUUAAAGCAUUGCUUUUGUGUAAUUUACGGGUACUUUGUGAGGAGUUCUGCAGAAUGUCUCGGAGUCAUAACUGCAGUGCUCACAAGCAGAAAGGAAAUGAAUGAAGAAUAAAACCGACCUUUUUAAUAUUAGCUCAAAACCGGGAAAAAAAAAAAAAAGAUUGUAAGUAUGGUUUAUAGAGAGCAAAUUGUAUCGACACCUUGGGUUUAAUUCCACAUACGGAACCGCAGCCUGGUUUUGCUAAAUGUGGUUUAAGAGAUUAUUCUUUGUCUCGGUAUUUGGAGAAUGGUGUUUCUCCUCAUGAGAGAAGGUAGUCCUGUAGGAGAUGAUUGCAUUGUAUGAUGUAUGUAUGACUGUUUAGAGUUAACUGCAGUCAGGUUAAGCCAAAUUUUGCCUUUUGGCACUAGCCAACAGUUUUGAUUUCAUUGAGAACUGGUCACAGGAUCAGAUUUUCUUUUCACAUUUUGCUUGGUCUAAAAUCAAAUGAAAUCUGCUGUUAAGAAGAUGCAAAAUGUUACAACUUUCUAUUAUUAAAAUACAGGGCCAAUGGAAAUAAUCUAGAUCAGAGUAUCAUGUACAUACGGUUACCAUUAUUUUAGAGGUGUUGGUUUGCAUGUGGUACAGUAAUCAUUUUAAUGAGUGAACGUGGUUUGUGGACAUGACUUGGGUUUUGAUACUUUAAGAGUACUUGUAAAUGAAUUUGUUUUUUCUUUCAGUUAGUAGUCCAGAGGUGAACUAAUCCUUUAUCCUGGGUAACUCUGAUUUGACCAGACAGAAUUCAUGCUCAUUUAAAAUACAAACAAGUUGUAUAUCUGAACCUUCUUUUAUUGCUAAAAGUGAAGAUCGCUUGUUUAAACAUUUAUUUGAAGACUAUCAAAGAUGGGUUCGUCCAGUGGAACGCUUGAACGACACAAUAAAAAUCAAGUUUGGCCUUGCAAUCUCCCAGCUAGUAGAUGUGGAUGAGAAAAAUCAAUUGAUGACAACAAAUGUCUGGUUGAAGCAGGAAUGGAUAGAUGUAAGAUUAAGGUGGAAUCCUGAAGACUAUGCUGGAAUAACGUCUAUUCGUGUCCCAUCAGAUUCUAUUUGGAUUCCAGAUAUUGUGUUGUAUGACAAUGCAGAUGGACGUUUUGAGGGAACAUCUACAAAAACAGUGGUGAAAUAUGAUGGCACCAUUGCUUGGACUCCACCAGCAAACUACAAAAGUUCUUGUACUAUCGAUGUAACCUUCUUCCCCUUCGACCUCCAGAACUGCUCUAUGAAGUUUGGCUCCUGGACUUACGAUGGUUCACAAGUUGACCUAAUUCUUGAAGAUUAUGACGUUGACAAAAGAGACUUUUUUGAUAACGGAGAAUGGGAAAUAGUGACUGCAACAGGGAGCAAAGGAAAUAGGACUGAUGGAUGCUGCUGGUAUCCUUUUGUUACAUAUUCGUUCAUAAUUAGACGUUUGCCACUUUUUUACACAUUGUUUCUCAUUAUUCCUUGUAUUGGCCUUUCAUUUCUGACUGUCCUUGUCUUCUAUCUUCCUUCAAAUGAAGGUGAAAAAAUUUCACUUUGCACUUCAGUACUGGUAUCUUUAACUGUGUUUCUUCUUGUUAUUGAAGAGAUUAUUCCGUCAUCUUCUAAAGUUAUUCCACUUAUAGGAGAAUACUUGGUGUUUACGAUGAUAUUUGUGACGUUGUCCAUUGUGAUAACUGUAUUUGCUAUCAAUAUCCAUCAUCGUUCUUCAUCUACACACAACGCUAUGGCACCUUGGGUUCGCAAGAUAUUUCUUCACAGACUUCCCAAGCUGCUUUGCAUGAGAAGUCAUGUGGAUAGAUACUUUCCUCAGAAGGAGGAAACAGGAAAUAUGAAUGGAUCAGAACCAUCUAGGAACACCUUGGAAGCAGCUCUAGAUUCUAUCCGCUAUAUUAGAAGACAUGUUAUGAAGGAGAAUGAAGUUCGUGAGGUUGUUGAAGACUGGAAAUUUAUUGCUCAGGUGCUUGAUCAAAUGUUCUUAUGGACUUUUCUUUUGGUUUCAAUAGUUGGAUCACUUGUGUUAUUUAUUCCUGUUAUUCAUAAAUGGGCAAGUAUAAUAGUACCUACAAAUAUAGGCAGUACAAAUGCAUAAAAUAGUUUUGGAUCUGGGUCCUGCUAAUAUGGCUCAGGAGUUUUGCAGUAGCUCUAUUUCCAUGUAUGUUCUUUGUAGGCAUGUUUCUGAUAGAGUAACAAGAAAUCGAAACCCAGAAAAUUAUGUUUAAUUUAAAGCAUGGCAUCCCUAGGACACAUAGAAGUCAAUUUGCUUAUUGCCAGUCUAAGUUACCUUUAAAUCAGGUCAGAAUUAGAAGGAUCUUCUCAAGCCCUUGCAUGUAUGAUAUGUCUGAAAACCAUACACAGGCACUUGCUGCAAGGUCGAAGAAUUUAGAAUGUUUUUGUGAUGAUUGCUAGAGUCCAAUUGUUAAAUUAUUGUAGGAAUUGUUAUAUUGAAUAUUAAAUACUUGCAGAUAUUAACACAGUAGAGUUGCUUAUUUCAAUUUCCUAUAGUACACAAAAGAGAACUUUUAGUGGCUCUCUUGAAUGUGUUGUAAAAGUAUAAGGUUUAUACGAAGUAAAUUCAAAAUAAUAAUAAUACCAAUAAAAAUUCCUGUAUAUCCAACAUAUCAGUAAAAGUAGCAAUCUGGCUGUGUUUUGCCUGUAUUAAUUCAAUGGAAUUUGCAGCUAAAUUUCAAUCCUUUUAGUUUUAUUAUACUAACACAAACAUUUAAUAGAGUAAACUUUAUUAAAAUGCCUGCAGGAUACAGGUAUAUCGAUAUCUCUGUGUCAGUUAUGGAGAAGAAGACAGACACAAAUGAGUUCCCAAGUUGCACAGGUAUUCUAAUGGACCAGAACAUUCAGAUAUAUUUAUUCUUGAUGAAGGAUUUGAUACAGUCUGUUAGUUGAAAACAGGUUAAUCAUUUCCUGCCUUUGUGUGUUUCUCAGAAUUAAGUUUUUAAGCACAAUUAGAAGGAAUAUGGGGAAUGCCUUUCUGAAGGAAAUGGGUUGAAAACUACUAUGCUGUGUAACCAAAUUGAAAUGAUUGAUAUUUCACACAGUUGUUAAACUGGACUUAGAAAUUUACCUUUUAAUCGGUUCUCUCCAUUAUAGAACCACAUGUAACUCUAAACAAUGAGGACUUGUGUCUUCCCAUGCUUUUUUUCUGAAAGUGCUGAAAACUAACUUGUAAUUUUUAAUCCAUUAAGAUACAUUCUUUAAAUACUGAUUUUAAAUGUAGUAUGAUGCCACCUUUCUUAAAAGCUUUAUUUCUGGAAGAGACACUAAAAUUGAUGGGGGUUCUCCACCACCAAAGUUUUGUCAGUGCACUUCGUAGUGUUGCAUCCUGCAGGGCUAGUGCAGUAAUGCCAGGGUGGAGCAAGUCUUGGGAGGUCUUUAUUUUUGUUUACUUAGAUUUCUACAUUAACAUGCUUAGAUUAGAAAUGUAAUGUAAAUUGUGGUAUCUUGGAUAAUGUAAGUUAUGAAUAUGGAAAAUGCAUAAGUAUUUCCCCCCAUCUCUUUAAGAAUAGUGCCAUUUGGCACUGUACUGAUCAUAAUGCUGAUUGCUUAUGUCAUAACUUAUAGAUUAUUGAAUAUUUAUUUCAAAUGUUUUUUUGUGUGUAGGACAUUCUUGGGUUUGUGUAGCUUUUAAAGGCUCUUAAAAUAUGCCAGUUUAUAAUUAAUUCUGAUGAUAAAGAGUCCCUCCUUCCUCUUCAGUUAUACAAUUACAUCUAGCAUUGGAAAUCCGUAUUUCCUCUAUUCCCAUCAUAAUUAAUUUCAAACAUGAUUUUGCAAAAAUUAUCUGAUUUAAUCCAUUAAUAUAAUUUUCUCAGGAUUACUAAGAUUAAACAAUGCAUCAGUGGCUUUCUCUGCAUGGAAGUUGCAGAAAUAUGUUAGGUAUCUUCUUUCUUCUUCAAAUGCUAAAUUACUAUGUAUAGUCCUCCUUGGGUUUGAAUUACUGAAUUUUACCUUUACCUGAACAGAAAGCAAAAUAAAUAAACCUGUAGGUUAGCUAGAUCUGUUAUUUUCUUGAACUCCCCAACUCAUCUCUUUCCUUCUCUCAAAUGAUGUCUGUAAGCCCACUUACAUCGUAAGGCGAUGGGCAGUAUAUUGGCCGAAGGAGUCUCAGUCUUUAACUAGUAACUCACAGUUUUACAAAUGCAUUAAUUUCUUUUAGUCACGUCUACAAUCUGAUCAUGAUAAAUACAGCUAAGAUAGGUGACACUAGAAUUCUUAGGGUCUUCAGCUUAUCAGGUGUGCCUGAAACAAAAUACUUUUAAUAGACUCAGAAGCAUGGACCCUUCCUUAUGUAAGUUGUUUCUGAAUGUGUUGAACGGUACCUAAUGCUGUCUUAUACAGGCUUUUGUUACUUGGUCAAAAUAAAUGAAAAAAGAAAAAAUGCAC
Messenger RNA from Pezoporus flaviventris, 4618 nucleotides. RefSeq names its product cholinergic receptor nicotinic alpha 5 subunit (gene CHRNA5). The transcript is spliced from 6 exons. The record is from RefSeq and is a predicted model, not a curated record. Lineage: Eukaryota; Metazoa; Chordata; Aves; Psittaciformes; Psittacidae. Gene Ontology annotation, molecular function: acetylcholine-gated monoatomic cation-selective channel activity; transmembrane signaling receptor activity. Gene Ontology annotation, biological process: nervous system process; monoatomic ion transmembrane transport; signal transduction. The coding region runs from base 1185 to 2315 and encodes 376 amino acids. Gene Ontology annotation, cellular component: synapse; postsynaptic membrane; neuron projection.